ACUCUUCAAUAGUCUCUUUGACAGCCAAACAGAAAAAAAUAGCAAAAAAUUAUGAGUGGAAGUGUAGUUGAUUGGAUUGAUUUUAAUCAAAAAAAUAAACCACAAAGUAAUGCACUUGCUGGUGGCAUUUUAACUUUGCUCGUUAGUGGAAUUCACUUUGGAUGGAUUUUUAAUAAUGAUUUAAUCAGCUAUCCUUGGGCUGGAGGUCACUCUUCGUUUGAAAAAAUUUUAACUUACUCAUCGUUCUUUGUUGGUGGAGUUGCGGGACUUUAUUUCGCUUCUUUGGUCGUAAAUCGACUAACGAAGUCAAAUAUUUACUUUUCAGCAAUGACGUUUGUAUCUACUGGAUCGGUUUUUUUUAUCAUUAUGCCGAAAAGUCUUUAUCUAAUACUUGUAGCGAGACUUUUUAUCGGAUUCGGGCAUGGUUAUGCUUAUCUUACUCUCAUUGUGCAUGCAUCAGAAAUUGUAACACAAAAAUUACGCGGACUGGUUGUUGCUUCAUUCAAUUUUGUCAUUAUUUGUUCAGUUUUCAUGUGCGGAUCUUUUACAAUGAGUUUUGAAUCAGAAGAAAGUGGAUUUGGAGCUAUUCAGUGGAUGGGAAUUCUCGGCUGCUUUUUCUCACUUUUAGGAUUUCUUUUCAUUGCAAUUUUCACUCGUGAAUCGCCGGUCGCAUUAAUAAGACAAAAGAAAUUCGAUCAAGCAGUUGCAUUAAUGAUAAAACUCCGAUGUGAAUCAGAAGAAACUUGGAGUAUAAAGAACGAGUACAAUGAACUGAAAGUGAUGGUGGAAGAAGACGAAGAAUCGUCAACAAAUAUUUUUGAUCAUAAAAAUCUUCGUCCUUUGAUAUUUAUUACGUUACUCAAAAUUGGGACAGUUUUAUCAUUUAAUUUCGGUCUAAAUAUGAUAAGAUUGAUGCAUUCAAAUGCUUUUGUUUCUGAAGACAAUUUAAAUUUCUCAGCGAUGGCUUUCAUGGGGAUUCGAUUGAGUGCUUGCAUGGUGACACUUUUCACGAUUGACGCUAAAGGAAGACGACCUCAUUUCUUAAUCUCUUAUGGAGGUUCAUCGAUCAUUCUGAUAAUAAUGGGAAUUGUCAUUGCUUCUACCCAAUCUUCAUGGCUUAUCGUUAUUGUUCAAAUAAUUUUUGACAUUAUUAGUGGAGUAGGAAUUGGAAUGAUCGCCGAUGUUUAUUCAUCAGAAGCUUUUAAUACAAUGAUGAAACCUCGUUCGAUAUUCUUCACCACAAGCAUUGAAUAUAUUUUCCACAUUGUGUUAAUUGUUGCAACUUUCAAUGUUUACACUUCUCCUAAAUUCGGUUGGAUAUUUAUGAUUGGAUCAGGAAUUUUGCUUCUCGCAUUGACAUAUUUACUCUACAAGAAGCUACCGGAAACUGCAAAAAUGUCUAUCAGACAAACAAGAAAUGAAUUCAUGAAAACUGGAGAAAUUGUCUUCUCAGGCAGUAAAAUGCCACCACAAAGCAUAACAUUCCAUUAAGGUUUAGAUUUUGUUUAAAAUUAUAAAAUUGGGGAGACAUUAGAUUGAAAAUAAAUGAAAUGAAAGUUUAAAAGUGAAAAUUGUGUCUUAUGAAGCUUUUCUUUUUUAAAGUUGAAGUUAGAUUUUAUCACAUCC
Molecule: messenger RNA, 1626 nt
Organism: Clunio marinus
Lineage: Eukaryota; Metazoa; Arthropoda; Insecta; Diptera; Chironomidae
Source: the annotation of a GenBank genome assembly